This is a messenger RNA of Trifolium pratense (red clover), 1709 nucleotides long. Its product is annotated as IAA-amino acid hydrolase ILR1-like 4. The transcript is spliced from 5 exons. Gene Ontology annotation, molecular function: IAA-Ala conjugate hydrolase activity. The record is from RefSeq and is a predicted model, not a curated record. The coding region runs from base 209 to 1552 and encodes 447 amino acids. Gene Ontology annotation, biological process: auxin metabolic process. NCBI's taxonomy places the organism in Eukaryota, Viridiplantae, Streptophyta, Magnoliopsida, Fabales, Fabaceae. Gene Ontology annotation, cellular component: endoplasmic reticulum.
GAUUUGGUUAAGAGGAUUAAACAUGUACUCCAUUGACUUGUCAUGAUUCCUCAUCAAAUAUUGACAUUGAAUUUGUGACAUAUAUGAGCAUGUGAAUCUAAAUGUAGAGGUUCAUAAUCAGAGCCAGCCAUCUACUUAUCUUACAAAACCAAACAACAUUUAUUGUCAUCAACAGAUAAUUCUUCACACUCUCACACCAAAAUAAAUCAUGUCUUCUUCCUUCAAAUUUAAAUGCUUCCAAUAUUUUUUCAUCAUCAUAUUCAUAUUAAAUGUCUUUGCUGCAACAACCAUUUUAUCAUCAUCAACAGACGAUUCUUCAUUCAACAACUUUCUAGAUAUUGCCAAGAGUCCAGAAGUUUUUAAUUGGAUGAUUAAUAUCAGAAGAAAGAUUCAUGAGAAUCCAGAAUUAGCUUAUCAAGAAUUUGAAACAAGUGAACUGAUAAGAUCCGAAUUGGAUAAAAUGGGUAUAUCUUAUAAACAUCCAGUUGCAAUCACUGGUGUCAUUGGUUUCAUAGGAACUGGAUUUUCUCCUUUUGUUGCUUUAAGAGCUGAUAUGGAUGCUCUUCCUAUGCAGGAAAUGGUGGAGUGGGAGCAUAAGAGUAAAGUAGCUGGAAAGAUGCACGCGUGCGGUCAUGAUGCUCAUGUUACUAUGCUACUUGGUGCUGCAAAGAUUCUCAAACAGCAUGAAAAAGAGAUACAAGGAACUGUUGUUCUUGUUUUCCAACCAGCAGAGGAAGGAGGUGGAGGGGCUAAGAAAAUUUUAGAUUCUGGAGCAUUAGAAAAUGUUACUGCUAUCUUUGGAUUGCAUAUUGCUCCUGACUUACCAAUAGGCGAAGUGGACUCUAAGUCUGGUCCAAUAUUGGCUGGAAGUGGCCGCUUUAAAGCAAAAAUAAGCGGAAAAGGAGGUCAUGCAGCACUUCCUCAACACUCUAUUGAUCCUAUAUUGGCAGCUUCCAAUGUGAUUGUAAGCUUACAACAACUUGUUUCUCGCGAGGCCGAUCCUCUAGACUCCCAGGUUGUGACGAUUGCAAAAUUCCAUGGUGGUAGUGCGUUCAAUGUUAUUCCGGAUUAUGUCACAAUUGGUGGCACUUUCCGCGCCUUUUCUAAACAAAGCUUCAACCAACUGAGACAGCGGAUUGAGCAGGUUAUUAUCGGACAAGCUGGUGUGCAUAGGUGCAAUGCAACUGUGGACGUAAAACCUGGCUAUCCUCCAACUGUAAACAAUUUUGACUUGCAUGAGCAUUUUGUGAAAGUUGCAGUGAAAAUGCUUGGUAUCAAUAAAGUUGACAGUUUCAUGACGCCAAUCAUGGCAGCCGAAGAUUUUUCAUUCUAUCAAGAGGUCAUACCUGGUUACUUGUUCUUCCUUGGAGUGAAGAAUGUCGAACAUGAACAGUUUGUGCCAUCAUUUUUACACUCACCAUAUCUCAAAAUCAAUGAAGAUGGACUGCCUUAUGGAGCUGCACUUCAUGCAUCAUUAGCAGCUAAUUAUCUUGUAAAACAUCAGCAGGAUAUUGCACCUGGUGUUGAGAGAAAAUAUCAUGAUGAAUUAUAAAUGUUAGGGAAAAGCUAACACGUGCCCUAAGGGCAAAUGUUAGUGAUUCAAAAAAGAAAAUGUUUUAUCAUAAUUCAUGCAUCUAAUGCAUUUUUUAAACUUGAUUUCAAAUUAAUUACACAAAAUUUAAGACCAUAUUUCUACUUUUGGAUUCUCA